Molecule: messenger RNA, 341 nt
Organism: Saccostrea cuccullata (small rock oyster)
Lineage: Eukaryota; Metazoa; Mollusca; Bivalvia; Ostreida; Ostreidae
Exons: 2
Source: RefSeq, a predicted model, not a curated record
GAUGUAACACAGAUAUGAACAAGAUCGAGCUGAUUAAGUUAUCUGAGUAUGACAACCGUCUGCCGAGUCUAGAAACCUUUCUUACCGAACUGGAGAACAUGGACCACAUUGAAUGCUCUAUGAAAUGCUUGAUGGACAAACUUGAGUGUGUAGGAAUUUUCUACAACGCCUUGACUAAAUUCUGUAAACUUCCAACAAAUCAUCCAAACGAAUCGAUGCUCUACGAUGUUCAAUCUGGUUGGGAGUUCUGGAAGAAUAUAGGAUGUGACCACGGCUGGCUUUAUCAUGCACACCACUGCUAUUUCCUCAGUCAUAGACAAACGUCUUGGCAUGACGCUAAG